AAGGUUGAGCCGCUCGUAUAUUCUCGGGAGCAUUCGGGCUCUGCAUACUUUGUGAGUGUUACGAUUAUGAUGGAGAAUCUUGGGAAUACUGGAGGAUUGGCCAUUUGUUUGUGACUUGGCGUGGGUUCGACGUGAUGGAGGCUACGGAGAAAAUGAUUCUACAUGUACCAUAUUUUGGCUUUAUUUAAGGCUUGCUGAACGUAGUUGGCUAAGUCAGGAUUUUAUUAAUCGUAGUUUGUUGUACUCAUGUUGUUCUCCUCGUGGAGAAGCCGACGGGCCGUUCCUAGGCCAAAGGUCCUGCCCACCACAGAGAAGGGCAAGGAUAUGGAACUCAAAAGGAGGAUCAACGAGUACCACAAGUAUCUAUUCGUACUGAUUGGGUUCGCUUCGGCGACAAAUCUCAACUCUAGUCUCAUUACUGAGAAUGUGUUCAACUGCGCGAACUUUGCCAACAAAUGCAAUUUCGCAUUUUUCUUCUCGGGGUUCAUAUCGUUUCUGAUUGCCUUGUUCUUCCUCAAUCUGAACUUCAAGUCCCUACUGGUUUAUGGAUGGACACUCGUUCCGGUUCAGCUCUCGCUGGUUCUUAUUGGAAUCUAUGGCAAUGGAAUCACUGCUCGUAACUCCUUUAUUGUGGUUUACGCGCUUCACGGGAUGCUAGAGGGUUUUAUCAUACAGUCAUGCACAUUUGUCAUUUCUCAACUCUUUUUAAACUCCACGAUUGCAUUGGUUUUUGCCGGAUACCCAGCGGCAAACAUUGCCAUAGGAUACAUUCAGUACGUUUUAGAGAAUGCCAUUGGUAUGGGAAACAUGUUCAAGAUGAGGCUCUGCUUGGUGCUAUGUCUCAUUUCCCAGAUGGUCGUGACAUUUGUUGGAGUUGGAUGGGCCACAUUCCUAUACAUUAAAUACGCCUCAGACGAAACGGAAAAUCCACCCAUAACUUACAAAUGGUCUAGGUUUAGGAGAUUUUUAAAGGCUUUAAUUCACAUUCGGUAUUAUUACCCAAGAUUCCUACUCUCGGCAGUGGCGAACUUUGUUAGGAUCUUCUUCUUUCCUUGCUUCAUUCCGUUCGUCUUUAAGAUUUCACACACUGCAAAACUUUUAAUUUCACUCACUUUUACUUUUUGUGAUUUUAUUGGCAUCAUAUCUGCCUCCAAGGUUAACGAGACGAUUGAUCCAAGUAACAAGAGAGACUCGCAGACACACACCGGGUUCUUGUUCUCAAGGGAUACACACUUACAUCUCAUUAGUGUUUUAGUCCUUACAACAUGCUCAUUUACUCUAUGGGUAAGCUGUAACAAUAGUUAUGAGUUCGUGAGGGCUCCUGAAGUCAUAUUUUUCAUCACUGUAGUCACAUGUUUUUUGAAUGGCCGCAUCUAUGGAAGAGGACUAAAUGGGUGCAACCCUAUUUUGGAAUACUAUAACCGACAGGCGGAUGCUCAUGGAAACAAGAUUGUCGCCGACGAAAUUCUAGAAAUGGACAACACUAUCAACGAUGUUGCCAUUGCACUGGAAUAUGCACUCUCGGCGUUGUCUUCAUCACUUUCCAAUAUCACAGAGCAGAUCAUUUUCUGAUUUAAUUUCAUGUUUCGCAAGAUUGUUUUAAUGUAGUUGUAUUCGACUACCCGUCGUUCUGUUUUAAUCCAGUAU
Messenger RNA from Theileria equi strain WA, 1647 nucleotides. RefSeq lists its product as hypothetical. NCBI's taxonomy places the organism in Eukaryota, Apicomplexa, Aconoidasida, Piroplasmida, Theileriidae. The record is from RefSeq and is a predicted model, not a curated record. The transcript has a single exon. Bases 247 to 1572 code for a protein of 441 amino acids.